Messenger RNA from Theobroma cacao (cacao), 5423 nucleotides. RefSeq names its product relative of early flowering 6 (gene REF6). NCBI's taxonomy places the organism in Eukaryota, Viridiplantae, Streptophyta, Magnoliopsida, Malvales, Malvaceae. Gene Ontology annotation, molecular function: histone H3K4me/H3K4me2/H3K4me3 demethylase activity. Gene Ontology annotation, cellular component: chromatin; nucleus. Gene Ontology annotation, biological process: regulation of gene expression; chromatin remodeling. The record is from RefSeq and is a predicted model, not a curated record.
UACUCUUCCCAUAGUUUUUGCCUGCUGCCCCUUCCUCUGCCCUCAUAAAAUUUCACCGUUUCCCCCAUUUCCUCUGUAACUACACAAAAAAAACAGAGGAAAAACACAAAAAAAAAAGAAAUCCCUUUCUUAGAAUAUAAAAACAAAGAAAAUGGAAGCUCAGAAGAAUCUGAAAACUUUCUUCUCUGUUUUUGUUUUUCUUUCAUAAAAUGAACUCUCAAUGAUUACCCCGAUUCUUACCCAGAAAAUUUUAUUCUUUCUUUCAUGGCUGCUUCAAGCCUUUCACCAGAGCCAAGUCAAGAAGUGUUUUCCUGGCUGAAAUCUCUGCCUUUAGCUCCAGAGUACCGGCCUACUUUGGCAGAGUUUCAAGAUCCAAUUGCCUACAUUUUCAAGAUCGAAAAAGAGGCUUCCCAGUAUGGAAUCUGCAAAAUCAUACCUCCAGUGCCUCCUGCUCCUAAAAAGACAGCAAUUGGGAACCUCAAUCGCUCCCUUUUGGCUCGUGCCGCAGCUAAUACUAGCUCCGAUUCGAAGCCGGCACCCACAUUCACUACCCGCCAACAGCAGAUCGGGUUUUGCCCCAGAAAACCACGGCCCGUUCAGAAACCCGUCUGGCAGAGUGGGGAGUACUACACUUUCCAAGAAUUCGAAGCAAAAGCGAAGAAUUUCGAAAGGGGUUACUUGAAAAGAUACAGCAGAAAGGGUUCCCUUUCAGCUUUGGAAGUCGAAACCCUUUUUUGGAAAGCGACGGUUGACAAACCCUUUUCCGUUGAGUACGCUAACGACAUGCCUGGUUCAGCUUUUGUGCCUCUGAGCUCAAAGAAGAGCAGUGGUGGAGGGAGAGAAGCAGGGGAAGGAGUUACGGUUGGGGAGACACCGUGGAAUAUGAGGGCAGUCUCGAGGGCAAAAGGGUCAUUGUUAAGGUUCAUGAAGGACGAGAUUCCGGGUGUUACUUCCCCUAUGGUGUACAUUGCAAUGUUGUUCAGUUGGUUCGCUUGGCAUGUAGAGGAUCACGACUUGCAUAGCUUGAAUUAUUUGCAUAUGGGAGCAGGGAAGACAUGGUACGGUGUUCCAAGGGAUGCCGCGGUUGCUUUCGAGGAGGUGGUCAGGCUUGAUGGCUAUGGAGGAGAGUUCAAUCCUCUUGUUACCUUUUCCACUCUUGGUGAGAAGACCACAGUGAUGUCUCCUGAAGUAUUUGUUCAUGCUGGGAUUCCAUGCUGCAGGUUAGUGCAAAAUGCUGGGGAGUUUGUUGUCACUUUUCCAAGAGCCUAUCAUUCAGGGUUCAGUCAUGGAUUUAAUUUUGGAGAGGCAGCUAAUAUUGCAACACCAGAAUGGUUGAGAGUGGCCAGAGAUGCUGCUAUUCGAAGAGCUUCAAUUAAUUACCCUCCGAUGGUCUCUCAUUUCCAGUUACUCUAUGAUCUUGCACUUGAGUUAUGUUCAAGGGUACCUAUGAGCAUCAAUGCUAAACCAAAGAGUUCUCGACUAAAGGAUAAGAAAAAAAGUGAAGGAGAAACCUUGGUUAAAGAAUUAUUUGUGCAGAACCUUAUGCAGAACAAUGAACUACUUCAUAUUCUUGGAAAAGGAUCUUCAGUGGUACUACUCCCCAAAAGUUCUUCUGAUAUUUCUCCUUGUUCAGAUUUACGUGUUGCAUCCCAAUUAAGAAUAAACCCUAGGAUGUCACGUGGCUUAUGCAACUACAAAGAUGUUGUGAAAUUAUCCAAAGACUUAGCUUCUGAUGAGAUCAUGGUAGGUGGGAAUGAAGAAAUCAAGGGAGUAAAAGGUUUCUAUUCAGUGAAAGGAAAAUUUGCUUCAAUGUAUGAGGGUAACCGGGAUUCUGCUUUUAAUGGAACUGAUCAUUUGUGUAGACUGCCGUUGCAGACCUUGAACAUGAGCGCAGAAGGAGAAAAUGCUGUUCAAGGUGAUGCAUUGUCAGAUCAGGGACUGUUUUCAUGCGUCACAUGUGGAAUAUUGUGCUUUUCUUGCAUUGCUGUUCUUCAACCAACUGAACAAGCGGCUAGAUACCUCAUGUCAGCUGAUUGUAGCUUUUUUAAUGAUUGGACUGUUGGUUCUGGAGUAACUCGUGAUGGGUUCACCACUACUCAUGGGGAUGUAAUUACUUCUGAGCAAAAUUCCUGUACAAGGUGGAUGAACAAAAGAGCUCCAAAUGCUUUAUAUGAUGUCCCUGUUCAGUCUGUUGAGGACAAGUUUCAUAUGGCAGAUCAAAGUAACCAAGUGGUGGAAGAUACUGAAAAAGGGGGAGAUACUUCUGCUCUUGGUCUAUUAGCUUCCACAUAUGGAAAUUCAUCUGAUUCUGAAGAAGAUCAUGUUGAACCAAAUGUUACUGUCUCUGGUGAUGAGACAAAUUCAGCAAACCGUUCAUUAGAAAGGAAAUUUCAGUAUAAUGGUUCUGGUUUCUCUCCUGGUGAUGCAAAUGGGAGUAAUAAUCCCUCAUUAUUAAGGCUUGAAUCUGAGGAAGAAGCUCCUGUGCAUGUUGACAUCAAGUCUACGAGCCCUCAAGCAUUUGACCACACUGUUGAGUUUGAAACUGAUAAUCUUGCUUCAAGAAGAUCAAUCGGUUUGGAGGAUAAAUUUAGAGAUCCAAUCACAACAUCACAUGCUAAUCCAAGUUACUCCCCGGCCACUCAUGGCGCAGAGAAAAUGAGGUUUAGCAAGACCAUGGUACCAAUGGAGAAUGCGGAUAUUCCAUUUGCUCCGAGGUCUGAUGAAGAUUCUUCUCGAAUGCAUGUCUUCUGUCUUGAGCAUGCUGUAGAAGUAGACCAGCAACUUCGUCAAAUAGGAGGAGUGCAUGUAUUUCUCCUUUGUCAUCCAGAGUAUCCCAAGAUAGAAGCAGAAGCAAAGUUGGUGACCGAAGAACUAGGAAUUGAUUAUCCCUGGAAUGACAUUUUAUUUGGGGAUGCUACUAAGGAGGAUGAGGAGAGGAUCCAGUCAGCUCUUGAUAGUGAGGAUGCUAUACCUGGGAACGGAGACUGGGCUGUAAAGUUGGGUGUCAACCUAUUUUAUAGUGCCAAUCUCAGCCGCUCUACCCUGUACAGUAAACAGAUGCCAUACAAUUAUGUUAUAUACAGUGCAUUUGGCCGUAACUCUCCUGGUAGCUCACCCACAAAAUUGAAUGUGUAUGGGAGGAGGUCUGGCAAGCAGAAAAAAGUGGUGGCAGGAAAAUGGUGUGGUAAAGUUUGGAUGUCAAAUCAGGUUCAUCCAUUUUUGGCACAAAGGGAUCCUGAGGAACAAGAACAAGAAAGAGGCUUUCAUGCUUGGGCAACUUCAGAUGAAAAUCUUGAGAGAAAACCAGAAAAUGUUCACAAAGCUGAAACAACCAAGGUGGCUAAAAAGUUUAAUAGAAAGAGAAAAAUGAGGCCUGAGAUUGCAUCAAGCAAGAAAGUGAAAUGCAUUGAGACAGAGGGUGCAGUUUCAGAUGAUUCAUUGGAUGGUGGUUCUCUUAGGCAGCAACAGAUUUUUUUUAGAGGCAAGCAGCCUAGACUGAUUCAGAAAGAAGAGGCAAUUUCAUAUGAUUUGCUUGAGGAUGAUUCUCUUCUGCAGCAAAGGAAUCUCUCCAGGAAAAAAUUGGCAAAAUUUAUUGAAAGAGAAGGUGCUGAAUCAGAAGAUGCAGAAGAGGAAUUUACUCAUCAGCAGCAUUGGAGGAAUCUCAGAGGCAAGCAAGGCAAAUAUAUUGAAGAAGAUGAUGCAGUUUCGGGUGAUUCACUUGAUGAAAGUUCUCUUAAGCAGUAUAGGAGGAUUCCUCGAAGUUGGCAGGCCAAAUUUAGGGAGAGAGAAGAUAUUGUAUCAGAGGAUGAACUAGAGGAAAUUUCUCAUCGGCUGCAUAGGAGGAUUCCUAGAUGCAGGCAAAUCAAGUCAUGUGAGAAGAAUGAUGCUAUAUCAGAUGAUUCACGAGCAGAUAAUUCUCUUAAGCAGUAUAGAAGAAUGCCUAAAGGCAGGCAAGCAAACUUUGUUGAGAGAGAUGAUACAAUGUCAGAUGAUGCAUCAGAAGAUGAUUCUCAACAUCAGCUUAGGAGGAUUCCUAAAGGCAAGCAAAUGAAGUGCAUGGAAAGAGAUGAUGCAUUUUCAGAUGAUUCACUUGAGGAUAAUCUUCAACAGCAGCAUAGGAUUCCUAGAAGCAAAGUGGCCAAGUUUACUGAUAGAGAAGAUGUAGUUUCCUUUGAUUCAUUGAAGGGUAGUUCUCAUCAACAGCGUAGGAGGGUUUCUAGAAGCCAGCUAACCAAGUUUAUUGAGAGGGAAGAUGCGGUUUCGUCUGAUUCUCCAGAUGAUAGUUCUCUUCAGCAGCUUAGGAGGAUUCCGAGAAGUAAGCAAACCAAGAUUCUUGAGAGGGAAGAUGCAGUUUCAGAUGAUUCACUGGAUGAUACUUCUCAGCAGCGGCUUAGAAAGACUCCUAGAAGCAGACAAGGGAAAUUUAUUGAGAGGGAAGAUGCAGUUUCAUAUGAUUCGUUGGAUGAGAAUUAUCACCAACCAAAUAGGAGGACUCUUAGAAGCAGAAAGAAGAAAGCCCAGACACCGCGGCAAAUAAAACAAGAAACCCCUCGGAAUGUUAAACAAGGGAAACGUCGGACAACAAAACAAGUAGUCUCUCAGCAAAUAAAACAAGAGACUCCUCGGAAUCGGAACACCAAAAUUGAGCAAAGUGCUAGACAGUGCAAUUCAUAUGGUGAAGAUGAGCUAGAAGGUGGACCCAGCACACGCCUUAGGAAAAGAGUCCGAAAGCCUCUGAAAGAGUCAGAAACAAAACCAAAAGAGAAGAAGCAGGCCAGUAAGAAGAAAGUGAAGAAUGCUUCAAAUGUGAAAACUCUAGCUGGUCACAAUACUUCAAAAGUAAGGGAUGAGGAAGCAGAAUACCAGUGUGACAUGGAAGGAUGCACCAUGAGUUUUGGCUUGAAACAAGAGCUGCUCCUGCACAAAAGAAACAUUUGUCCGGUCAAGGGGUGUGGGAAGAAGUUCUUCUCACACAAGUAUCUGGUGCAGCAUCGCCGAGUUCAUUUGGAUGACCGACCUCUUAAAUGCCCUUGGAAGGGCUGCAAGAUGACAUUCAAGUGGGCAUGGGCCCGAACAGAACACAUUAGGGUUCACACAGGUGCUCGUCCUUACGUGUGUGCAGAAGAAGGCUGUGGGCAGACAUUUCGUUUUGUGUCAGAUUUCAGUCGUCACAAACGAAAGACUGGUCAUUCAGCAAAGAAAGGUAGGGGAUAAUUUGAAGGAAGAAAAGUGUAAUUUAACAUUUCUAAUGAACCUGUUGUUCAAUUGGCAGGGUAGGCUAGGUUCAACGAAAGGAUUAGAAUUUCCCCAUUGUUGUCAUUCAGGAAACUGUUAAUCAUGUUUUGUCCUGGGGUUUCCAUUGUGCCCAUUCAUUUACCGUAAUCAGAGCAAUUGCUUGGAUAUUGAAUCAGAUUCCUGCCUUA